GUUCGAUAGAUUAGUUGAUUAGUCUAUUUCACAUUUUAAUCUGCUCAAAAAUCUGUAACAAUGGGCGCUGUUGAAAUAAACAUGCAAACUACGAUGAGCUCUGAUAAGGAUGAACUUUUUAUUUGCCCUUAUGACCCUGUUCAUAGAGUUGCAGCUAGAAGAUACAUUCGUCAUAUUAUAAAAUGUCGAAGAAAUUUCCCAUUAGUUGAGAAAGCUGUUUGUCCUUUUAAUGCAAGACAUGUUGUUCCUAAACCAGAAUUGCGACAUCACCUGAGCUGCUGCCCUGAUGCUCGUAUGAUUGAAUCUGAGAUAAAUUUUGAUCGCUGUGGUUAUGAUGGGGAUGAGGUUAAAGGUGAUACAUCAAUGCCACCUAUGCAGUCUCAACCAUUAGAUUUUGGGUCGGAAGAAAACUGGGACGACGAAAUUGCUGAUAAUGCUUUGACGCAGGAAUAUGUUUACGGAUUAUCGGGACCUAAAAAGACAGUGAAUCGUAGAAGAGAAGAAAUCAAAAGAAUAAAAGAAGAAAUGAGACGUAAAGCUCAAGAAGAAAGCAAUUUUAUUGAGGCUCAUUUUGAAAUUCAUCAACGAAGGCCAAUGCGACAUCCUGGUGUUGCAGACAGACAGAAUCUCAUGCAGUAUGGCCUGUUUUUUGCUGAUGACCCAAAUCCAGCCAAACCACUUCUCGCAGCCAAUUUUCAAAAACCAGUGCUCUCUGAUUAGUUUAGCAAAUGAGAGAUCUUCACGACAUGAAAUUACCUAACUUUAAGUGUAACACUACCGAUCACAAUAUGUAGAAAAUGAAUCUAGCAAAGAUCGAUCAUGAUUAGAUCUAUUUUUUCUAUUUGUUUGAUAUUUUUGAACAUUUCUUUUUUUGACAUUACACUUUACAGCUGUGGUAAGUCAGUGUCAUUACAUGUGUUCCAAAUAGUCUUAGUCAAUUUUUUUGCAAAACAUGCAAAAUUAUCAGAAAAAUAAGCGAACACACAUUUAGCCCAAAUAGUAGUUCGCUAAAGUAAUAUCAAAAUUAAAAACAAACCUUUAACUCGACAGGAUUUUCUGAAUUUAACCAUGCUUGUUCUGGCAUUUUGUUAGAACAUUCACAUAGGUUGAGUAAUUUAAUAUUAUUUAAUGUCAAUGAAUGGGUGUGUUGCUAAUUGAAAUUUGUUUAUUAAAUUGGGGUGUGCUAUUAUUUGAAUUCCCUUUUUCUUUACCUACAUUGUCACAUGUGCUUGCUUUCUCUCAAUAGCACCAAUUUCAUUCUUUUUGCACCUGUUUUUUUUAUUAAUAAAUAGUUACCAAAUUUUA
Messenger RNA from Styela clava, 1305 nucleotides. RefSeq lists its product as uncharacterized. The record is from RefSeq and is a predicted model, not a curated record. Lineage: Eukaryota; Metazoa; Chordata; Ascidiacea; Stolidobranchia; Styelidae.